UGUGAAGCAGAGACACAGAGAGGAGCUCAGCACUGCAAUCAGUCUGCACUCACUGCAUUACAAGGCACUCACACUAGCUGAGUGAACUCACAUUGCUCUGGAUUGUGGCUGUGGAUGUGGUUUGAAGGGCUCUGUCUUCUCCUGGAUUCUGGAUCCCAACAUGGAUUGAAAAAGUUCUGCAGCUAAACUUUGUCUGUGGAUCUGUUACAGUUUGCUGCCUCCCUGCUGCCCUGGGGGGUUGGAUUGGGGGCUUUAUUUAUUAUGGAGUUUGCCUGACCCCAGCCCAUUGGGGAGAUCCACACAUUAAAGGAGUCACACGGGGAUUGGGGGCUCUCACUAGCUUUUCAGGGAUAUUGCUUGGACCUCUGCGGAUGUUACUGGGAAACAUGAACUUUCUGCUCGCUUGGAUCCACUGGGGCUUGGCCGUUCUGCUGUCUCUCAGUACUGUGCAGUUGUCACGGACGGCUCCCACACCAGGAGACGCUAAGCCCACAGAAGUGGUCCCAUUUAUGAAGGUGUUCCAGCAAAGUAUCUGUCAGGUGCGAGAGACCAUGGUGGAUAUAUAUCAGGAGUAUCCAGAUGAAGUGGAAUACAUAUUCAAACCAUCCUGCGUGCUCCUGAAGAGGUGUUCGGGCUGCUGCAAUGAUGAAACACUGGAGUGUGUUCCAGCAGAGACCUACAACACCACCAUGCAGAUAAUGAGUAUUAAACCUCACAAAAUGCAGCACAUAAUCGAUAAAAGCUUUCAGCAGCACAGCCGGUGCGAAUGCAGAUUAAAGAAAGAAGUGCUAACGAAUCAGGAAAAUACAGGGGUACAAUGCGUGGUCACUUGUACCAGAAGGAGCAGAGGAAGAUCCCAUCGAAAAAAGACAAAAGCAUUAGAAGAAAAUGUCUUUAGUAACAUCCGUUACCUGCGUCUGUGACAAGGUGACCACACGACAAUACAGCUGUAUGUACUGAGUAAAGAUAUUUUGGUCCGAUUCCAGAAGAAUUCUCUGGAGCAAUUCCAGUACAUUUAGCUGUUGCUUUUUUCCACCAGCACCCCUUACAGAUCCUCCUUAAUUCUCGUAUUCUCUGCUUGGGCUGUGAUUAUCUUGCUGCCUGGCACAAUAUGAAGGGUUAAUAACACAUGUUCUUCUAUUUACAAAUAGCCAAAACAAUGCCGAGGGCCCCCACUCUCAGAGCUCUGACGUCCAGCCACUGCCUCCCUGCAGCAGCCAAUCAGAAGCCGGGAUCCGGGCACAGCCAGCCGAGCAGUUUCCAGUGCAGAGGAUAUGCCGAUGGAGCUGAGUCUGCCAUUGGUUGGCUAGGGUGGCAGCAUUGUCUUGGAAUGUAUAUAUCAUUGUUCUGCCUUCUCCUCCUUCUCAGGGAAUGUUGCCAAACCCAAGGGACAUUCUGAAUGGGCAGCCUGUUUUGCUCUGCCAGCUUCUCAGGAGAUGCACAAUGCCACGGGGGAAUUCUCCUGCUAUCUGUUCAUACAUUCUCUCUGCUUUCAUCAGCCUUCCUGGAUGAGCUGGACAUGGAGGGCUGACCCAAUACUGACAUAGCGAGGCCGCUGUUAACCUCUCGUGAGCUGGAGAGGAAGGCAACACGUCGCAGUGACUCCACAGAAUAUUAGUGAAAACUAAGCAGACCGUGACCAAUAAUAGCCUCAUUUUGAGAUCUAAACUUUUGGCUCAACAGUCGUCAUGAACUUCUUCUCUCACGAUGUAAUCAGUACAGCCAUAGCGUCAUAGUUUUGCCGGGUCUGCGCAAAUUUUAAUCCUACCCACUUUAUACACCAAUUGGGUAAUCAAAGAUUUCUGUAUUUUCAGAACUGUGGCAUUGUAU
Messenger RNA from Pelobates fuscus (common spadefoot toad), 1830 nucleotides. It is a transcript of the gene VEGFA, whose product is annotated as vascular endothelial growth factor A. The record is from RefSeq and is a predicted model, not a curated record. Gene Ontology annotation, biological process: vascular endothelial growth factor receptor signaling pathway; positive regulation of mast cell chemotaxis; positive regulation of endothelial cell proliferation. Gene Ontology annotation, cellular component: membrane. Gene Ontology annotation, molecular function: vascular endothelial growth factor receptor 1 binding; growth factor activity; chemoattractant activity. NCBI's taxonomy places the organism in Eukaryota, Metazoa, Chordata, Amphibia, Anura, Pelobatidae. The coding region runs from base 372 to 923 and encodes 183 amino acids. The transcript has 7 exons.